Molecule: messenger RNA, 2572 nt
Organism: Acanthaster planci (crown-of-thorns starfish)
Lineage: Eukaryota; Metazoa; Echinodermata; Asteroidea; Valvatida; Acanthasteridae
Gene: otc
Product: ornithine carbamoyltransferase
Biological process (GO): L-citrulline biosynthetic process
Cellular component (GO): mitochondrion
Molecular function (GO): amino acid binding; ornithine carbamoyltransferase activity
Source: RefSeq, a predicted model, not a curated record
CUUUAUAACGUGCGCAUGCACGCUGACGUAAAAGGGAACUACAUUUCUGACCCAAAGCAGACAUCAUUUGUUGGUAGUAACUUCUUGACUCUUCAAGACUUCAACAAGCAUGACAUUGAACAGCUCCUGUGGACAGCAGCUGACCUGAAAGAACGUAUCAAAAACAAUGGAGAGAUUUACCAGCCAUUGAUCGGUAAAGCUGCUGCAUUGAUCUUUGAGAAGAGGAGUACCAGGACACGUCUGUCAUCAGAAACUGGUUUUGCAGCAUUGGGUGGCCAUCCAGCUUUCUUGACCACAAAUGAUAUUCAUCUUGGAGUUAAUGAAUCCUUGCCAGACACAGCGAAAGUUCUUUCUGGAUUUGUGGAUGUCAUCCUUGCUAGAGUCUAUUGCCAUGGUGAUCUCAUUACUUUGGCACAUGAGGCUUCCAUACCAAUAGUCAACGGCCUGUCUGAAAUCUAUCAUCCUCUCCAGUCAUUAGCUGACAUGCUGACAUUGCAGGAGCAUUAUGGUUCACUUUCUGGUCUAACUCUUGCUUGGGUUGGUGAUGGUAACAACAUCAUUCAUUCCAUCAUGAUGGCAGCACCUAAACUUGGAAUCAACCUCAAGAUUGCUACACCUAAGGGCUAUGAAAUCUUUCCAGAAGUCAUGGAGGAUGCUGUCAGGUUUGCCAAAGGGGCUGACACCAGCAUCUUCGUGACCAAUGACCCCAUGGAAGCUUGCCAUAAUGCCAACAUUGUUGUCACUGAUACAUGGAUAAGUAUGGGUCAGGAAGAAGAAAAGGCUGAGCGACUCAAAGCAUUUAAUGGUUAUCAAGUCACGAAAAAGAUGACUGAUGUAAUGGAUAAGGACUGGACCUUCCUUCAUUGCCUACCUAGAAAACCAGAAGAAGUUGAUGAUGAAGUCUUCUAUAGCAAAAACUCACUUAUAUGGCCAGAGGCUGAGAACAGGAAGUGGACCGUUAUGGCAGUUCUGCUCUCAGUUUUGAGAGAUCACGUCCACAAGACACCGAAGCCAAUCUUCUAGAGCAAGGAAUGGGAAAGUGUAUCAUUUUUAUUUUAUGUUAUGCUGAAAGUAGCUGCAACGGCUAUAACUAUUGUAAAUGUCUGUUUAAGAAAAAAAGAACAGGUAUUCUGCCUUUCAGUUUAUUUUACCAUUUCACUUCACUGCUUACAUAGAGUAAAUGUAUGUGAAGAAAAUUCUGCCUGUGUCACUUUUGCUGAGCAGUCUAGUAAAUUCAAGCACUCGUAUGACCAGCAGAUUGCCCAGGUCUGAAAGAAGCACCCUAGAAAGAUCUGGAGCAUUUUGGCAAAGGGAAAGGAAUCAUGUAAAAUGGGAAAGCAUAUGUACACUUACAUAUGUACACUUACAUAUAUUACUGAAUGUCCUGGUGUAGCUAUGGAGUUCCUGCAAGUUUUCAUGAUAGCCCUCCCAUACUCUUGUCUCCUCUCCUUUCCCUUCAAAACUAGCCACAAUUACCAAACUUGUGCCAAUGAAACCUUCCUCCUACACCCUGUAGAAGUUUUUGUGUACAAUGUUUAAACUUUUUCCUUGUCUAGAGCUACUGUAUUAAGUCAAACAUAAAUGGAAAUUCUCAGCAAAGUCUGAACCUAGUAAUCCAACGAAACAGUUAUGCAAUGACAUCAGUGUAGGACCAGUGUAACUUUAGAGGAACACAACAGUACAGGGGCCAUUCAAAUUUGCGGUUUUUAAAUUCACUUUUUUUCUGGAGAGGAAUCUAAGUCACAGAAAUAUUUCUGAAGUUUUUUUAUAAUUUCAUGUUUUCAGUUUGUCCAAGUGAGGAAUGCAUUCUGUAGUUGGUGGGGUCACUGGGGCCUGGUCAGUCCGUGUCGUUCUUGCUAUUUUUAGCAGCAAGAACCAGUGCAACAUGCAUGCUUCCCCUCAUAUGCUACCACCAAGCUGCAUGCGCGCAUGAUGUAAGUUGAUUCAUGUUUGGGGGAAACCUGUGGAGUUUACAAAUUACUUUAAAAACAAAGCAGUGAAGGUAUUCUUGCCACAAAUAUAAUGCACUGUGUCAAGUUUGUGAAUAUGAUUUUUCAAGCGAUUUAACCUCGGUACUUUACAAAUCAUAUUAUUUUAGAAGCUUAUUGCCAAAUUCUUUUUAACUGAACUAUUAAGGUACAAGUUGCUAAAAGUAAUCAUUUUGUGUUCCUUCAGUUAAUCGUUUGGGAAAAAUUGUAGUUUGGGUUCAAACCAAUCUGGAAAGGUUUUAUGCAUCACUUUGGGUAACUCACAGUUAGAUGUGUAGUACUACUGUUACGCUGUCUAUUUUUACCUGGGUCAUCAACUGUAUAUGAUUAGCAGUGCUUGUUACUGUGUGUAUGAAGUAUAUAGAACUUCAGCAAGAGUUUCAAGAGUUAAUAAUCAAGUAAAAGGUUUGCAGUUGCACCAUGCAAAGAUAUAUUUUAUGGAUCUGCUCUACCCUUGGCAAUUCAGAAUAUGCAUGUAUUGUGUGUUCUUUAUCACUGGUGUUAAAGGGAUAGCUGCAAUCAAUUUUUUUUUAAAUACAAACCUCCAAAAUGCACCUUUUUGUCUCAGUUAACUUUAUUUUCAA